This is a messenger RNA of Vigna radiata var. radiata (mung bean), 1293 nucleotides long. RefSeq names its product protein FAR1-RELATED SEQUENCE 5-like. The transcript has 2 exons. NCBI's taxonomy places the organism in Eukaryota, Viridiplantae, Streptophyta, Magnoliopsida, Fabales, Fabaceae. The record is from RefSeq and is a predicted model, not a curated record. Gene Ontology annotation, biological process: regulation of DNA-templated transcription. The coding region runs from base 1 to 1293 and encodes 430 amino acids.
AUGGAUGGUGAAAGCAUUGAGGAAUUUAAUACCAUAGAUGAUAGUUUUUCAGAGAUGGUUCCUACUUUGAACAUGUGUUUUGACACUAUGGAAGAAACAAAGAAAUUUUAUUGUAGAUAUGUUUCUAACAUUCGUCCUGAAGUGAAAACUUUACCCAGUCAGACUAAUCAAUGCCCUGCUGGAAUAACAUUUGCUCGAAAAGAUGACAAAUGGGUUGUUAGGACUGUUGUUGUAGAGCACAGUCAUGAGCUUUGUCCACAAACCUCCAAUCUCAUUCGUGGCAAUAGAAAAUUGAACAUGCAUGNGAAACACACAUUGNAAGUUAACNAUGANNNCNGUGUNCGUAUAAACAAGAGNUUUCUUAGCAUGGUCAGUGANNCUGGUGGAUAUGAAAAUAUGGAAUUUAUGGAGAGAGAUGCUAGAAACUUCAUCGGUCAACAUAGAAGGUCAGUUUGUAAGGAGGGGGAUGGUCAGACGCUACUAUGUCACUUUUCAAAAAUGAGAGACCUCAAUAACGAUUUCUUCUACGAACUAGAAAUGGAUGAAGGAAAUAGAAUUACUAGUGUAUUUUGGGCGGAUGCUAAAAGCCGAGCUGCUUGUGAAGAAUUUGGUGAUGUGGUGUCUUUUGAUACUACUUAUUUAACAAACAAAUAUGACAUGCCAUUUGCUCCAUUUGUGGGAGUAAACUAUCAUGGACAAUCCAUCCUACUUGGUUGUGGAUUACUUUCAUCGGAGGACACUACGUCAUUUGUGUGGUUAUUCCAGACUUGGUUAAGAUGUAUGGGCAACAAGGCACCAGACAAUAUUUUUACAAACCAGUGUAAGGCAAUGGCUAAUGCAAUUGAAGAAGUCUUCCCCAGAACAAAAUAUAGGUGGUGUUUGUGGCACAUAAUGAAAAAGAUACCUGAAAAAUUGCAAGGCUAUAAAAAUUAUCUUGCUAUCAAGAACGAUGUGAAAGUGCUUGUAUAUGACUGUUGUUCCACAGUUGACUUUGAAAUGGGUUGGAAAGAAGUACUCAGGAAACACAACUUAGAAAAUAAUGAAUGGUUAGGAAAUUUGUACGAUGACAGACACAUGUGGGUGCCUUGCUACUUGAAAAAUCAUUUUUGGGCGGGUAUGUCCACAACUCAAAGAAGUGAGGGAAUGAAUGCUUUUUUUGAUGGAUUCAUCAAUUCAAGUACGACACUUCAACAAUUUGUGGUUCAGUAUGAUAAUGCUCUUAAAUUCAAAGCCCAAAAAGAAAUAGAAGCCGACUUCUCUUCCCUCAAUACAACGGUUGCUUGUGGGUCUUAA